Molecule: messenger RNA, 6732 nt
Organism: Macroventuria anomochaeta
Lineage: Eukaryota; Fungi; Ascomycota; Dothideomycetes; Pleosporales; Didymellaceae
Exons: 9
Coding region: 268-6732 (2154 amino acids)
Biological process (GO): calcium ion import across plasma membrane
Cellular component (GO): membrane; voltage-gated calcium channel complex
Molecular function (GO): high voltage-gated calcium channel activity; calcium ion binding
Source: RefSeq, a predicted model, not a curated record
CGCAUAUCCACACCAAACUGGCAUAAGCCGCCAUCCCGCAGCUCUGCAUCUUCCUGCUCUGCAAACCUCCCACCCUGAUGCACUCCACCUAGAAACCUCGUGGGAGUUUGCGCAUACCGCCAUCGGCGUCGUCCUAGCAUUUACUACCGCCGCCACGCUCGCUAAUCCGCCGUUUACAUCCUACAUGUGCACGCGAUAGUGUUUAUGUACCAGCUGAAGAGCGGCCAGAUGCACAGUUAGAGCUGCGCAUCAGGACCAGAAGCUUCAAUGUCCUACCCCGACCCCAACCACAAUCACCGUCGAAGCCAGACCCAUCAGUCCAUACCGCUGCAAGACCUCAACCGCCCGCCGGACGAAGAUGAUGCGUCCGCGCCGCACCAGCACCGCCGCACCCUGAGCGACCGAGGGCGCAACCUGCUCAGGCAGACUGGAUCGAUAGCAACGGGUCAGUACAGGAGCUCGCAGUAUGCGCCCAUAGCCGAAGUGUCGCCAAGCCCCACGCGGCGGCCUCAGCUGAAUACGAAUACGGCAGUUGGGCAUGGCGGGAUACGGAGGGUGGAAGAUGAUGGCAUAGACUCGCCCAUAGACGCAGGCGCCUUCCAGUCUGCUAUUGGGUUUGGCAUGGACAUGAACUUCCAGGGCGACACAUCACCCCCGCUCUCCCCUAUAAUACCUACACCUGGGUCGUCCGAGCAGUCCUACCACCCGUACAACCAAGACCUAUAUGCGCACAGGGGACCGUCUGAGGACCAUGGCUACUUUGCUUCUGUGGAUGUGGAUGAUGAUACUGCACGGCUGACAGAUGCACGCCAUCUGCAGCCCAUCAGCGGUGCUGCAGACAACAUAUCACCCGGAGCUGUGGAUCGCUCCAGUUUCCAGAGUGUGCAGUUCCUGAGUCCUGGUGGCACGUCGCCAGGAGCAAGAUUCAGUGGUGAUGUUGGGCAGGCGGAAAGUGCGACAGGUCUCAGUCCAUCGCGAAGCAGGAAUCGUUCGCUCUCUCCUGGACAUUUAGGGUCGCCGCUGCAUCGCGCCGGAACCAUCGUCCGGAACAUGUCUCAGCGUGUUGUCAACGUCACCAACGACUCAGAGGUAGCUGAGCGCCAUAUUCAGAGGAAGUCCACUCUGCAUCAAUCACGCAUGCAAAGACCUCCCUCCUUGACAGCGUUGCCUGAAUACAUGACUGAUGGCCCUUCGUCACCUGGGCCCACAACGCCGAUCGAGAAACCACCGACACCUAUCGUACAAUCUCGCAAGUCAAGUUUUCAAUGGCAAAAACCCUCAAAUCCAUUCCGCAGCAAGAGCUUGGGUAUCUUCCCUACCGACAGCACCCUGCGGAUGAAGUUGAGCGACGUUCUUGUGAACCCAAUUACUGAACCAACCCUGCUCGUCCUCAUUGUGGUGCAGACAGUGCUUCUGGCCGUCGACGCUAGGAACAAAGCGCAGUACGAACCCGGCCAUGUAAAAGAGUUGGGUAGGUUUUCGGCUAUCGACUGGGUCUUGCUUGGCCUGUUCAUCGUUUACACGAUCGAGGCCAUCAUUCGGAUAAUUGUGUCUGGCUUCAUCAUCAAUCCAGUCGAAUACAGCACUAUCAACAGACAGGUCGGACUGCGAGAGGCAGUGCUUACCAAAGCCAACCAGCUUUUUGGUGGACCUCAGCGACAGCCAUCGCAGAGAAGAGGUGGUACAAACACUGAAUCAAAUCUGGGCGGCCCUCAGCAACCGUCUGUGCUUCGAUCCUUCACGACUGCACAGAUGCACCCUGACAUUGGACCAAGCGACCCGCGUGAGCGACAACGUGCUCGAUUGGCGCAUCGAGCAUAUCUGAGACACUCCUUCAACCGGACGGAUUUUGUUGCUAUAGUUUCUUUCUGGAUUGCCAUACUUCUCGAUGCCCUCAACAUCAACAACACCCGGGUCAUCUUGGUAUUCCAAAUGCUUAGCUGCUUACGUAUCAUUCGCCUUUUGAAUCUUACAAGUGGUACCUCGGUCAUCUUGAGAAGUUUGAAGAAAGCUGCUCCUCUACUUUUGAAUGUGGCGUUCCUGAUCGGCUUCUUCUGGCUUCUGUUCUCGAUCGUUGGCGUGCAGAGUUUCAAGUCUAGUCUACGAAGAAACUGUGUAUGGACCGACCCGGAUGACCCAUCCCAGACCUUCACCAAUUCAGAUCAAUUUUGCGGUGGUCAGUUGAAGAAUGACUCCGGCAUACUUGUCCACGAGGGUUACCUAAAUGCGCAAGGAAUGCUGGCUGGUCCCGACAAGGGCAAGGGCUUCUUGUGUCCCGUAAACUCCAUAUGUAUCGAGGACAAUAACCCCUACAAUGGCACCCAAAGCUUCGACAACAUCCUACAAUCCCUGGAGCUGGUCUUUGUCAUCAUGUCAUCCAACACCUGGUCCGAUUUGCUCUACACUGUGUCAGAUACCGACUACCUUGUCAGCGCUCUCUUUUUCAUUGUGGGAAUCCUGAUUCUCAGUCUGUGGCUCAUAUCACUUCUGAUUGCGGUCAUCACCUCGACAUUCCAAAUCAUCCGCGAAGAGAGCAAGACCAGCGCUUUCACGGGCGAGCAGAUUAUUGAAGAGGACGCUGAGAAAGAGCAAGCGAACCAGCGCGUCAGCAGCCUGAAACGUAUGUACGACAAGACUUCUGGGGUAUGGGUUGUCGUCAUCGUUUUUGGCCUUGUUGCUCAGAUGAUGAAAAGCGCUUCCAUGAGCAACUUCCGGCAAAACUUCAUCGACGUAACCGAGAUCAUUAUUACGCUCAUACUACUUGCUGAGAUAUUGGUCCGGUUCAUUGUCGAUUUCAGGCAUUUCUUCAGAAGCAAGCGCAACGUCACUGAUCUGAUGAUUGCAAUCAUCACCACUGUCAUCCAAAUACCGGCGAUCAAACAUGCCCACGGCGGGAGAGCUUAUGCUUGGCUGAGUAUCUUUCAGAUCAUGCGAGUCUACCGUGUUGUCCUGGCUGUCCCUGUAACCCGGGAUCUCAUUAUGAUCGUGUUUGGCAAUGUCAGUGGUCUACUCAACCUGAUCGUUUUCGUGUUUCUCCUUACAUUCCUCGCGUCCAUCUUUGCUUCUCAGCUCUUUCGUGGCGAGAUACCUGAGUCAGCUGACGGCGAUACGAUUCGUGUAUCAUUCAACGACAUUUGGAAUUCGUUCAUUGGCAUGUACAUCAUUUUCUCCAGUGAAAACUGGACUGAGAUCAUGUACACCGUAACUGGCUACCAAAAGGCCUUCGGUACCGCUUGGAUCGGAGCGUCAUUCUGCAUCCUUUGGUUUAUCUUUGCCAACCUCAUUGUUUUGAACAUGUUUAUUGCUGUCAUUCAAGAGAACUUUGAUGUAUCAGAGGACGAAAAGCGUUUGCAACAGGUCAAAGCCUUCCUCCAACAGAAAGAGCAGGGUCUCAACUCUUCUUAUGGCAAUUUGUCGCUCUCAUCCAUCUUCAAGCUUGGCCACGCCAACCGCAGAGAUCCACUUGAUUAUGGUUCUGCCGCAGCUGAGAUGUUGCUCAAGGACGCUGUUGUUCGCGACUUCCUCGACGAAGGUGAUGAGGAUACGACACCCCGUGAGGAAGAACCUCGACCUGGGAUCCGCCCAGCAAAAACAAUCGUUGGCUCCGGCGCCAUGUCUACCAUAUGGCAACGGAUUUUGCGCAGGACCGUUCAUAGGGAGCCAAACCCUUUCUACGCCCCCCUCGACUACGGUCGCGCAUACGAGGACCUUGAUCCCAGAAAGAUGGCUAAGGAGGUAGUGUCCGCGACAGAAAGACGCAAAAAGGCGCAGCGGGAGUAUCUGCGCAACCACCCUAACUACAACGUCUCUCUGUUCAUCUUCGGACCUAGCAAUCCCAUCCGAAGGCUCUGUCAGCGUGUUGUAGGCCCUGGUCGUGGCGGUGACCGCAUAGAGGGGCUAGCACCGUCGGUUCCGAUCUGGUACGCAUUUUCGGCCUUCGUCUACGCUGCCAUCAUCGCCAUGGUUCUGCUUGCCUGCGUCACUACUCCCCUAUAUCAACGAGAGUACUUCACAAAGCACACGUUUAGUGUCAGAAAUUGGUUCGUCUGGACUGACAUGGGCUUUGCCAUCUUGUUCACCUUCGAAGCGCUCGUCAAGGUCAUCGCCGAUGGUUUCUUCUGGACGCCCAACGCUUACUUCCGUGGCUCGUGGGGCUUCAUCGACGGUAUCGUGUUGAUGACUUUGUGGGUCAACGUCGUUACGUCGCUGUUGAACGAAGGGCAGAUUACAAGGACUGUUGGUGCUUUUAAGGCUCUCAGGGCGCUCCGGUUGCUCAACGUCAGCGACAGUACUCGCGACCAUUUCCACUCGCUUAUAGUUCGGGGAUGGUGGAAGCUCUUCUCGGCUGCGUUUGUGUCCCUCAGCUUGUUGAUUCCAUUCGCCAUAUACGGACUGAACCUCUUCGUCGGACAAUUCCAAACGUGCAAUGACGGUGAAUUCGGCUCGACCAAUCUCAAAGAUUGUGUUGGAGAAUACAACAGCUCGCCGUUUGACUGGGAUGUCCUGGCACCACGCCAAGCUGCCAAUCCUUACUACGACUUCGACAACUUCGGGAAUUCACUGUUCAUUCUCUUCCAAAUUGUAUCACAGGAAGGCUGGACGGACGUGUUGUUCGCAAGCAUGGCCAUUACUGGGGUCAACACCCAGCCCGAGGACUUCUACCGGAGGGGCAACGGCGUAUUCUUUAUCAUCUUCAACUUGCUCGGUGCCGUCUUCGUCCUGACGCUCUUCAUCUCCGUUUUCAUGCGCAACUACACGGAGCAGACUGGAGUCGCGUUCCUUACCACCGAUCAACGUUCUUGGCUCGAGUUGCGCAAGCUACUUCGACAAGUGUCACCGUCAAAACGACCUUCAUCUACGAGGCAGCGCGAGUCUUGGGAAGAGUGGUGCUAUCGCCGAGCUGUCCGCAAGACAGGUAAUUGGCAACGCUUCAUCACUGGGGUACUCAUUCUACAUUUGAUUCUACUUUGCCUGGAAUGGUACCCAGGCUACGGAGAUUGGGAUCUUGCAAGAGAUUACAUCUUCCUCGCGUUGACCUGCGUGUUCAUUGCGAAUGUUGUUAUUCGUAUCCUCGGUCUCUCUUGGCACCGAUUCCGCAAGAGUUCUUGGGACGUAUUUUCGAUCUUUUCCGUCUCCGGCACGUUCGCCACUUCCAUUCUUAUCCUUGCUAGACGCGACGAGAGAGUGUUCGUUCAACUGCACAAGCUCUUCCUCGUAUCGAUCGCCCUCAUGCUCAUUCCUCGUAACAAUCAGCUCGAUCAGCUCUUCAAGACCGCAGCGGCGAGUUUGGCAGCUAUUGCCAACCUGCUCGCUACUUGGUUCGUCUUGUUCCUCGUAUAUUCCAUCGCGCUCACACAGACCUUUGGUCUUACUCGAUUCGGCGCAAACGAGACAGCCAACCAGAACUUCCGUACAGUACCCAAAGCCCUCAUCUUUCUGUUCUCAAUGAGUAUGGGUGAGGGCUGGAACGAGUUCAUGGAAGAUUUUGCCAAUGUCGACAAGCCCUACUGUACGGAGGGAGAAAGGUACUUCGAAAGCGACUGCGGUAGCCCUGAAUGGGCGCGAGCGCUGUUCAUCAGCUGGAACAUUCUCAGCAUGUACAUUUUCGUUAACUUGUUCGUCUCGUUGAUCUACGAGAGUUUCAGUUACGUGUACCAGCGGAGCAGCGGGCUGUCAGUCAUCAGCCGAGAGGAAGUCAGACGAUUCAAGCAAGCUUGGGCUGAGUUCGAUCCUAAUGGGACGGGCUACAUCUCAAGGGAUGUUUUCCCAAGACUUUUGGGUGAACUAUCUGGAAUCUUCGAGAUGCGCAUUUACGACGGUGAUUUCACCGUUGGCCGACUGAUCGAGGAGUGCGCAACAACAUCGCGUCGCGCAUCGAAUCUCAACCUGGGAGGCCGUGAACCUUCGCCUGAGAUUGAUCUUGACAAACUCAACCGCCGUCUCGCACAACUCCCGGUUCUUGAGAUCCGUCGCAGAAGGCAACGCAUGAAUACCUUUUACGAGGAGGUGCUUGUGUCAAGUGACCCAGACAGAGGCAUUCAGUUUACUUCGCUGCUUAUGAUUCUUGCUCACCACAAGGUCAUUAACGAUAACAAGAGCUUGAGGCUCGAGGAAUUCCUACGACGUAGAGCUCGCUUGCAGCGUGUGGAAGAAGCUGUCCGACGCAAUGUCGUCGUUGGCUUUUUCGACACUCUGUACUGGGCCCGUCGGUUCAGACGCGCGAUGGAGCAAAAGAAGCAGGGCCGCAUGGCAACAAUGCCAAUAUUCAACGUUCCCGAGAUCUUCAUUGACGAUGAAGACAUCACGGACGCACAGCGCGGACAGCAAUCACGAGCGGGAAGUCCACUCUUCUCACCUACGGAUCCGCACUUUGGGAACCGACUCUCGGGAGGCAGCGUCCGCUCAAUUCCCAGCUUGGACACCGCGGUGCGCAGCCGCUCGAAUUCGAUCCAGAUGACACCUACAGGCUCGCCGACUCGAGGCGGACCACUGUCACCAUCGUCACCGCGAGCAUCGCCAUUUUCGCCACCUCCGGAUGCCGAUUGGCAUUUCGCAUCGGCUCUUACCCUCAGUCGACCGCCUAGUCCGCUUGAGGAGCAACUUGCACCGACAGAUACCCGCAGCAGAGCGAACAGCGCAGUCAGUGCAGCCGAUGUUCUGGAAGUCCUGGACAGCUCUGCUUGGGGUGAGAGUAUCCGCAGAAGUUUCACGACACGACGACCUGGACAAUAA